Protobothrops mucrosquamatus (brown spotted pit viper) is the source of this 2831-nucleotide messenger RNA. It is a transcript of the gene CRACR2B, whose product is annotated as calcium release activated channel regulator 2B. The transcript is spliced from 10 exons. Gene Ontology annotation, molecular function: calcium ion binding. Bases 94 to 1335 code for a protein of 413 amino acids. NCBI's taxonomy places the organism in Eukaryota, Metazoa, Chordata, Lepidosauria, Squamata, Viperidae. The record is from RefSeq and is a predicted model, not a curated record.
UUGUACAAGAUUUGUAGACAAAGAUACAAUAUACACUUCUACAUCAGUAAGCCUGCAAUGUAACAUAUAUUCCAGUGGAAAGGUUGCGAAGCAAUGGACAGAUCUGGGAAAGAACCUUCCAAAACUCUCCAUCGGGAAGACAAGGAAGUAAAUGGAAUGACUGAAGGCGUCUCUUGCCCCCUUUCAUUUCCUUCUCCCCUUCUCUGCUUGAGUGGUGAGGGAAACACGCAAGUGGAAAUGCUGGAAAAAGCCCAGGAGCUCUUCCGGCUCUGUGACAAGGAGGAGAAGGGCUUCAUAACAAGACUGGACAUGCAGCGAUUACAAAGUGAGCUACCAUUCACUACUGAACAGCUGGAGGCUGUUUUUGACAGUCUGGUGCAAGACAAUAAUGGUUACCUCACCCCAGUAGAAUUCAGUGUAGGCCUAGGGAAGUUCAUAGGAAAUGAGCCACACCAGAACUCUGAAAAUGCCGGUCACGAGGAGACCUUUGAGUCUAGCUGGUCGGAGGAAUUGGACCAGACAGAUGAAGGGGAAAAACAGUUUUGCUCUGUGCUGGAGCAGCUUGAAGCCUCCCAAGUCUUUGAAGAUCAGGGUGAAAUUCAAGAGCUUUGGAUUCGAAUCCAAAAAGAAGCACCAGAACUCCUAGCCAAUUUUGAAGAGUUUCUUUUCCAUAUUUCCUCAUACAUCAAGGAUCUGCACCAUGAGAAGGAAUCCAUGGAACUGGUAUUAAAACGAAGAGAGACCGACCAUGAAAGAGAAAUCAGGUGUCUCUAUGAGGAAAUGGAACAACAAAUUAAAGCUGAAAGGGAGCGGCUGUUCCAGCAGGAGUCAACAAGGCUUGAAAAAAACAACAUGUUUCAGAAAAAGUUGCAGAACAAAGAGCAAGAAUUUGAUAAAAUUCUUUACCGGCAGAAAAAGUUGGAACAUCAGUUACAAUGCCAGCACUCUGAGCAGCUAGAAAUGCGUAUACAAAAUGAGAGAUUACAAAUUCUGAGUGAAAAUCUCCUGGAUCAGCUGGAGAGGACCAAAUGGGAACUGGAAGUAGCCCAAAGUCAGUUGCAAGCAUUGCAGAAAGAAGCCCAGGUAGAACAGGAACAGAAGAACAGAGAUAUAUUUCAAGCUUCUAAGAAUAUGCAGAAAGAAAAACAAAGCCUCUUGCGUCAAUUGGAGCUCCUCAGGGAGAUGAACAAAAAUCUGCGAGAUGAGAGAGACACAGUUGAAGCUAAGAAGACGGUCGGUCUGAAAAAGAACAUUUUAAUCCCCAGCCACCCCUACUUUGCCUACUGUUGCUGCUGCCAUCACUUGGGGACAUUUCAUUUACCUGAGGGAUGCUAACAAAAACAGAGUUGAAUUAUUCUUUUGUAAGGAUGUUUCUUUCCUAAGUCUAAAUGGAGCAAGGACUGCAUUUUUGCCAACCCCAGUCAUCGCAAAAGAUCGGCACAGCUUGCGUAUUUAUGAUUGUACAGGAAAGGCUCUCUAACCAGAUGUUCUUUGGACUGGAAAGGAUGGACAAAUGUAUGCACUUUUUGAGCUCUUUGCACUAAAGGUAAAAUACAGGGGACACAUUAGCUGAAUCUAUGGAAAACUAAAUUUUCCUCAUGGAGUUCAAAGAAAAAGUCUUCUCUUUCCCUCUAUUUGUUACUGUUUCUAACAACUUGGGAUUUUUUUUUACCUGCAAGCCCCUUGUCUUAUUCUACAACAGACAGCACUUUGAACCAGCUUUUUUGCCAUAUUUAUUCAUGACCAGACUUUUCACGUUUUUCACAGUUGUGUAGUUUUAUUAAAGCUUGAAGGCUUUCUGCAUGACCCUUUCUGUUCCUUACCUAGAGGUCUGCUCCCAUAAAGGAACUACCCCCCCUUUUAUUUUUCUAUAAUGGUGUGUGUGUGUAUAGGCACACAGAUAUGCAUAUACACUUGUAUAGCUUUGUCUCAGGGGAAUGAGCUGUAUAUAUUCAUCUCAUGAAAUAUAUUCCCAGUAGAUUCCACUGUACAAGUAUAGCCCAAAUAUGAGGUAUAAAUGGAGCAGGAGCCAAAGAAGAUUCAUGUGCUUCCAAUGUAGGAUAUUCUUGCCUUUUCCUAAAUGAAGGCAUGAAUGAAUAAUGAAGAAGAGAAAAAAGGUGAUUAACAUCUCUGGUCAGUUUUGUUGGGCAAUGAUAAACAGUACUUUGAAUUUUUUUUUUAAAAAAAAAAACCUUGAAUGGAGAUUAAUUGAAGCUGCUAAGUAAAAUUUUGUACAGAGCAAGAGAGGGAUCACAGUGUAAUGGUUUAUUUUACAUAUCUAGAUUAAUGUGUGUUUUUUGAGUGAAUAUUUCACUAUUUAUCUCUAUGAUUAAUUGGUCUGUGGAAGUAUCUCCAGGUGAAUAAUUGAUGAGAAUACCUAUUACCAUUCCAUUGUAAAUAGUGAAAAGUAUCUCUUCUGUUUUGGUAAUAUUUUCAUAUAAUUAUAAUUACCUAGGGAAAUAACUAUUGCACAUUGUUCCCCAAAUCCUGUGAUUUAUUAAACUGGAGCAUGUACAGAUACAAAGGAUUAAUAAAAUCAUGUAAAUAGAAGUUUUAGUAAAUGAAGCUAAAUAUGAAUAUAAAAUAAACAAUGUGCGGUCUUAUUUUGACACACUGCAUCUUUGCAUGUGAUCAAGUUGUAAAAGGUUCUGCUGGAAAGAUCCAGAGAGGAUGAUAAUCAAUACUAACUCUUGAAGGUAUUUGGCAGCCAUAGUGUUCCUCAUCUCUUACUCCUAGUCCUCCAAUGUGAAUCCAGAGGCUGUAUUUCUUUUUGUUGUUUAUUCCUGCUGUGUGUGUCCAAGUCACAUAAAAUAAAGACCUAUUUUCAAGAA